AUGGCCUCACCCGCCGCCACCUCCGACGACCUCUCCACCUUGGGGAAGUCCUCCCUACGCCCGCAGCUGGACCUCCAGCCGCCGCAAGUACUACCAGAGAACUCCGGCAGCAGCGUCGAUCGGGCGGUGGCGGAUCUCCUCGCCGCGGCGUUCGGCGGCGACAUCCCCCGCGCGAGGAAGUCGGCGAAGAAGCUGGCCAAGGCCGGGAAGGGCGUGGACGAGGCGGUGGCGGCCGUCAGCGACCCGGAGAGCAAGCGCCACGGGCCGCUCCACCUGGGCGCCGCGGCGGGGAAGGUGGAUAUGUGCAAGCUGCUGAUCGAGGAUUUCCAAGCCAACGUCGACGCCACCGACGUCGAAGGUGCGACGCCCCUAGUUUUUGCAGUACAAGGUACAGGAUCUACAGCUGUUGUGAGCCUUCUUCUCAGUCAUGGAGCUGAUGCAAACAAAGCAGACAAUGGUGGAAUUUCUCCGCUCCAUAUUGCAGCAGAACGAGGAUUCUAUGAAGUAGCAGAGUUGCUACUGUCCAAAGGAGCUGAUGUUGAUCCCAUCUGUGAGAAUGGUGGAGCGCCAGUACACAUUGCUGCCAAAAUGGGGCAUGCAAAAGUGUUGAAGUUAUUGUUGCAGAAUAAAGCAGAUGCUGGUGUUGAUGUCAAUGAUGGUAGUCCUGUAACUCCACUAACAUUAGCUGCUGAUAAAGGCUUAACGGAGUUCAUCAAUUGUCUGCUGGAAGCUGGUGCUGAUGCAAAUAUUCCUAAUGAAAAUGGUACAAUGCCCAUAGAAAUUGCGGCACUGAAAGGAUGGGAGGAAUGCGUUAAGCUCCUUUUCCCUGUCACAACCCCUUUGCUUGAAUAUGCAGACUGGAGCACUGAUGGAAUAAUUCAGCAUGGGAAAACUGUACGCCUGCGCCAAGCAUAUAAGAUUAAAGCAGAAGGGGAUGCUGCAUUUCGGAAGAAGGAUUAUCUCCUCGCAUCGUCUCGCUAUACUCUAGCACUGGAAAUGGACCCCGAUGAUUCCACCAUGUACGCAAAGAGGAGCCUCUGCUUCCAGCGCAUGGACGACAAAGAGAGUGCCAUGGCUGACGCUAAGGCCUACAGAGACAUGCGACAGGACCUGCAGGAACCUUACUCCGAGGAGGAAGGAGCUGCUCUGAAGCUGGUUGAGGAGUACUGCAGGGGAAUCGAAGCGCUCAUGUCUGGCCUCAACUUGGGCCCUGAAAGCGGCCCGGCUGACAAGGGUUCUAGCACUAAAGCAGCAGCAGUAGCCGCAGCUGGGCCACCGGUACGUAGGUCUACCCGACAGAGGAAGCCCAACACGCGCUUCAGUGGGCCUGAAUGGGCUACCUGA
Molecule: messenger RNA, 1344 nt
Organism: Panicum hallii
Lineage: Eukaryota; Viridiplantae; Streptophyta; Magnoliopsida; Poales; Poaceae
Product: tankyrase-1-like
Exons: 9
Coding region: 1-1344 (447 amino acids)
Molecular function (GO): protein binding
Source: RefSeq, a predicted model, not a curated record